CCUUAUAAGAAGCUCUGUGGAGCCAAUACUCGAGCAAUAUAAGCCAAUUGUUUUGUCGUCUAUGAAGUUUUCAAAGUUAACACUUGGUACUGUGGCUCCACAAUUUACAGGAGUAUCUGUGGAUGAAGGCGAUCCUGGAGAAAUUACCAUGGAACUGGAGAUGCAAUGGGAUGGAAACCCGAAUGUUGUUCUUGAUAUUGUCACCAAAGUUGGCGUGGCUUUACCAAUACAGGUUAAAAAUAUCGCAUUCACCGGCCUUUUCAGAAUCAUUUUUAAACCAUUAGUUGACGAGUUCCCUUGUUUUGGAGCAGUUCUAUUUUCAUUGAGAGAAAAGAAACAACUUGAUUUCACGCUAAAAGUUAUUGGUGGAGAUUUAUCAGCACUUCCUGGAGUAUCUGAUGCCAUAGAGGAAACGAUUAGGGAUGCUAUUGAAGAUUCAGUCUCAUGGCCAGUUCGGAUCGUUAUACCCAUAUUAGCAGGGGACUAUAGCGACUUGGAGUUGAAGCCUGUUGGUAUACUAGAGGUAAAGCUUAUAGAAGCAAAAGAAUUGACAAAUAAAGACCUUAUAGGAAAAUCAGAUCCUUACGCCACUGUAUUCGUACGUCCACUGCGUGACAAAAUGAAAAGCAGCAAGACCAUUAACAAUCAACUAAACCCCAUUUGGAAUGAGCAUUUUGAGUUCACCGUUGAAGAUCCUAAUACUCAACAUGUCACAAUAAGAGUCUUUGAUGAUGAAGGAGUACAAGCUUCUGAGUUAAUCGGUUGUGGUCAAGUAGCAAUAAAGGAUCUUGAGCCUGGGAAGGUUAAAGAUAUAUGGAUUAAACUGGUGAAGGAUUUGGAAAUUCAAAGAGAUAAUAAGAACAGGGGUCAGGUGCAUCUGGAGCUCCUGUAUUGUCCUUUUGGCACAGACCCUGGAUUACUAAAUCCAUAUAACCCUGACUUUAGAUUAACUGAUUUAGAGAAGGCACUUAAAUCUGGAAUUACUGAAACAGAUGUCGAUCCCGCAAAACUUGCUACACAAAAGAAAAAAGAAGUCAUACGAAGAGGAGUACUUUCGGUAACUGUAAUGUCUGCUCAAGAUUUACCCGCUGUCGAUCUUAUGGGAAAAAGUGAUCCUUAUGUUGUACUUUUAAUGAGGAAAACAGAUCAGAGAUUGAAAACCAGGGUUAUAAAUAACACCUUGAAUCCUGUAUGGAAUCAAACAUUUGACUUUGUUGUAGAAGAUGGAUUACGGGAUAUGCUAAUUUGUGAAGUGUGGGAUCAUGAUACCUUUGGAAAGGACAAGAUGGGUAAAUGCAUUAUGACACUUACACGGGUCAUAUUAGAAGGCGAAUUCACAGACACGUUCGACUUAGAUGGAACUAAAUCUGGAAAGCUGACUCUGCAUCUCAAAUGGACCUCACAAACUUUAGUUCGUGAUCCAUGAUAUAUCAAAGUGAAAAUUUCUCCCGUUUGCAUCAUGCUAGACUACUUUCAGCUUUGGAAAAGAGAAACUGAAUAAGAGCAGGAUCCUUUAUUUGGUUUCUUUUCUUCUUUUCAAACCACAUUUACUUUUAUUAGAUUCGUUCUACCUUUUUUUCCUUGGCGUGGUCAUUUCUUACAACGAUACUUGUUAAGGUAACUGUACAACUCUUUUCCCAUACGAAACGAAAAAGGCAUUACUGUAAAUGAAAAUUUUC
This is a messenger RNA of Erigeron canadensis, 1679 nucleotides long. Its product is annotated as synaptotagmin-4-like. Bases 62 to 1426 code for a protein of 454 amino acids. Gene Ontology annotation, molecular function: lipid binding. NCBI's taxonomy places the organism in Eukaryota, Viridiplantae, Streptophyta, Magnoliopsida, Asterales, Asteraceae. The record is from RefSeq and is a predicted model, not a curated record. The transcript is spliced from 10 exons. Gene Ontology annotation, cellular component: endoplasmic reticulum.